CUGUAUUUUGCUGGCUCGCUCUCUACUCUUCUUCUCUUUCUUUAGCCUUCAGUCCUUUAGAGCAGAGUUAGUUGGUUAUCUCCAUCUCUCUCUCAAGAUCUCUCCUCUCUGAGCUUACUCGAUGCCGUUUCUAAGAACUCAACUCUUCUAGUACACGAAAUCGCUUCACAUUUUGAGCUCUCUCCCCUUCUAGUCUCCGUCGCAGCACAGAGAUGGAUAAUAGUAAUAGUAACGGCAGCAGCGGGGGGCAGCGGUUCCGGAAAAUACCUCGGCAUUCUCAGUCCCUUUCUCAUCUCAAGUUGGACCCGCUGGUAGAUGAAAAUUUGGAGCAGUGGCCACAUCUUAAUGAACUUGUUCAAUGUUAUAGAACUGAUUGGGUGAAGGAUGAAAACAAGUAUGGUCAUUAUGAAAGUAUCUCUCCAGUAUCUUUUCAAAACCAGAUUUUUGAAGGUCCGGAUACUGAUCUCGAGACAGAAAUGCAUCUUGCCAAUUCAAGACGAAACAAGGCUGAAGAGACCACCGAUGAUGACAUCCCAAGUACUUCAGGAAGGCAAUUUGUGGAGGCCGCCUUCCCCGACUCAUCAAAUUCUGUUGUUUCAAAGCAUUUUGGUGAAUCUCCUCUCCCUGCAUAUGAACCAGCUUUUGAUUGGGAUAAUGAGAGGUCGAUGAUAUUUGGCCAAAGGAUUCCUGAAACUCCAUUGCCACAGUAUGACAGUGGAUUGAAGAUCUCUGUGAAAGUACUGUCCCUAUCAUUUCAAGCAGGAUUAGCUGAGCCAUUUUAUGGUACAAUUUGCAUAUAUAAUAAGGAGAGAAGAGAAAAGUUGUCCGAGGAUUUUUAUUUUUCUGUGGUGCCAACAGACACACAAGAUGCAAAAAUUUCUCAUGAUCCUCGUGGAAUUUUCUAUUUAGAUGCUCCUUCAUCAUCAAUAUGUUUGCUAAUCCAACUAGAGAAGCCUGCCACAGAAGAAGGCGGGGUCACUGCCUCUGUUUAUUCACGUAAAGAACCUGUGCACUUGAGCGAGAGAGAGAAGCAGAAACUGCAGGUCUGGUCUCGUAUUAUGCCUUACAAAGAAUCCUUUGCCUGGACUAUUGUUCCAUUAUUUGAUAACAGUAUUGCUGCGACUUCCGGGGGGGCUGCUUCUCCAAGCAGCCCUCUUGCUCCAAGUGUAUCUGGCUCAAGCUCCCAUGACGGUGUUUUCGAGCCUGUUGCAAAGAUCACUCUGGAUGGGAAGUUGGGUUAUUCAAGUGGAAGCUCUGUUGUGGUUGAAAUAUCAAAUUUAAAUAAAGUUAAGGAAAGCUACACUGAGGACUCACUUCAGGAUCCUAAACGCAAAGUUCAUAAACCUGUCAAGGGUGUUCUCCGACUAGAAAUUGAAAAGCAUCAGACAGCCCAUGCUGAGUUGGAAAAUUUAUCAGAAACUGGCAGUAUAACCAAUGAUUCCAUUGAUCUGGGGGAUCGUGUUGCUGAUUCUGCAUUUACAAAAUCCCCUAGCAAUGGCUUUGAUGAUCCUCAAACUAGUGGUUCGAAGUGGAAUAUCUUUGAUGGGAAAGAAACAUCUGGAAAUAUAUCAAAUGCUCGUGAAAAUCCUGAUUUCACUGCUGAUGAUUUUCAAGCUUUUGAUUUCCGCACGACCACGAGGAACGAGCCUUUCUUGCAGCUUUUCCAUUGCCUGUAUGUUUACCCAUUAACUGUCAGUUUGAGUCGGAAGAGGAAUUUGUUCAUUCGGGUUGAACUAAGGAAGGAUGACGUGGAUGUUCGUAGACAGCCUUUAGAGGCAAUGCAUCCCAGGGAGCCAGGAACAUCGCUCCAAAAGUGGGCUCACACACAAGUAGCUGCUGGGACUAGAGUGGCUUGCUAUCAUGAUGAAAUCAAACUUUCUCUGCCAGCGAUUUGGACACCAUCCCAUCACCUCUUGUUCACUUUCUUCCAUGUUGAUCUUCAAACCAAACUGGAAGCUCCAAAACCAGUGGUUAUCGGAUAUGCAGUGCUUCCAUUAUCCACACAUGCACAGUUGAGAUCUGAAAUUUCUUUGCCAAUAAUGAGAGAGCUGGUUCCACAUUAUCUCCAGGAAAUGGGAAAGGAGAGGCUGGAUUAUUUGGAAGAUGGAAAAAAUGUCUUCAGAUUGCGCUUGAGACUAUGCUCAUCUCUGUAUCCCAUUAAUGAGCGCAUUAGAGAUUUUUUUAUUGAAUAUGAUAGGCACACUCUUCGUACUAGUCCACCUUGGGGAUCUGAACUUCUUGAGGCCAUUAAUAGUCUGAAGAACGUUGAUUCCACUGCUUUGCUUCAGUUUCUCCACCCAAUUUUGAAUAUGCUUCUCCAUCUUAUUGGCAGUGGUGGAGAAACUCUCCAGGUUGCAGCCUUCAGGGCCAUGGUUAAUAUCCUAACUAGGGUGCAGCAAGAGUCAGUUGAUGAUACUGAACGGAAUCGUUUUCUGGUUAACUAUGUUGAUUAUGCUUUUGAUGACUUUGGUGGUCGUCAACCACCUGUUUAUCCUGGUUUGUCCACUGUGUGGGGGAGUCUGGCUCGUAGCAAGGCUAAAGGCUAUCGUGUUGGACCAGUAUAUGAUGAUGUAUUGGCAAUGGCAUGGUUUUUCCUUGAGCUUAUUGUCAAGUCAAUGGCAUUGGAGCAAGCUCGUCUUUUCUAUCAUAGUCUUCCAUUGGGUGAAGAUGUUCCACCGAUGCAAUUGAAAGAAGGUGUGUUCAGAUGCAUCAUGCAGUUAUAUGAUUGCCUUCUUACAGAGGUGCAUGAGCGUUGUAAGAAGGGUUUAAGCUUGGCAAAACGUUUGAAUAGCAGUUUGGCCUUCUUCUGCUAUGAUCUUUUGUCAAUCAUUGAACCUCGUCAAGUUUUUGAAUUGGUGUCCUUGUACCUGGACAAGUUUUCUGGGGUAUGCCAAUCAGUUCUUCAUGACUGCAAGCUUACCUUUUUGCAAAUCAUAUGUGAUCAUGAUCUUUUUGUGGAGAUGCCGGGGAGGGACCCUUCAGAUAGAAACUACCUUGCAUCUGUUUUAAUACAAGAGCUUUUCCUUACUUGGGAUCAUGACGAGCUAUCUCAACGGUCAAAGGCAGCCAGAAUCUUAGUAGUACUGCUUUGCAAGCAUGAAUUUGAUGCUCGAUACCAAAAGCCUGAAGAUAAACUAUAUAUCGCACAGCUAUAUUUUCCACUUGUUGGCCAGAUCCUGGAUGAGAUGCCUGUCUUCUACAACCUGAAUGCUGUUGAAAAGCGUGAAGUUUUAAUUGUUAUUUUGCAAAUCAUGCGCAAUUUGGAUGAUACAUCGCUUGUCAAGGCGUGGCAGCAAAGCAUUGCUCGGACUAGAUUAUUUUUCAAACUCAUGGAGGAAUGCCUUGUUCUUUUUGAGCACAGAAAACCUGCUGAUGGCAUUCUUAUGGGAUCUAGUUCUCGCAGUCCUGUUGGGGAUGGACCUGCUUCUCCCAAGUACUCCGAUAGGCUCUCUCCAGCAAUCAACAAUUAUCUGUCUGAGGCAUCACGGCAAGAAGUCAGGCCUCAGGGUAAAACUGAUAAUGGAUAUUUGUGGCAGAGAGUGAAUUCCCAAUUAAGCUCCCCCAGCCAGCCAUAUUCCUUGAGAGAAGCACUUGCUCAGGCACAAUCUUCCAGGAUUGGAGCUUCAGCCCAAGCACUUAGAGAAUCCUUGCAUCCAAUAUUGAGACAAAAACUGGAGCUUUGGGAAGAAAACUUGAGUGCUGCUGUGAGUCUUCAGGUUCUGGAAAUAACUGAGAAGUUUUCUAUGAUGGCAGCUUCCCAUAGCAUUGCUACUGAUUAUGGGAAACUUGAUUGCCUCACAGCCAUAUUUACGAGCUUCUUCUCUCGAAAUCAACCAUUGUCUUUCUGGAAAGCUCUAUUUCCUGUCUUUAACAAUGUGUUUGAUCUUCAUGGGGCAACAUUAAUGGCCAGGGAGAACGAUCGUUUCUUAAAGCAGGUUGCUUUCCAUCUUCUUCGGCUUGCAGUUUUUAGAAACGAAAGUGUCAAGAAAAGAGCUGUUAUUGGCCUCCAGAUUCUUGUCAGGAGCGCUUUCUAUUACUUCAUGCAAACAGCAAGGUUGAGGGUCAUGCUGACUAUCACACUGUCAGAGCUGAUGUCUGAUGUGCAAGUGACUCAGAUGAAGUCUGAUGGAAUGCUAGAGGAGAGUGGUGAAGCAAAGCGUCUUCGCAAGUCUUUGGAGGAGGUGGCAGAUGAAUUGAAGACUCCUGACCUACUACGGGAAUGUGGAGUUCCUGAAAGUGCUCUGGUGGCAGUUCCAAAAAAGUUGGCAGACAAUAGGUGGUCCUGGAGUGAGGUGAAAUAUCUCUCAGACUGCCUUAUCCUGGCCCUUGAUGCUAGCCUUGAACAUGCACUCUUGGGUUCUGUAAUGACUGUGGAUAGAUAUGCGGCUGCAGAGAGCUUCUAUAAACUAGCAAUGGCAUUUGCUCCUGUUCCUGAUCUUCACAUAAUGUGGUUACUGCAUUUAUGCGAUGCGCAUCAGGAAAUGCAGUCUUGGGCUGAAGCUGCACAGUGUGCUGUGGCUGUUGCUGGUGUUGUAAUGCAGGCUCUUGUGGCUAGGAAUGAUGGUGUGUGGAGCAAAGAUCACGUGAUCUCUCUACGUAAAAUUUGCCCAAUGGUCAGCAGUGAGAUCACUGCUGAGGCAUCUGCAGCUGAGGUAGAGGGGUAUGGUUCUUCAAAGCUCACAGUGGACUCUGCUGUAAAAUAUCUACAGCUUGCUAAUAGGCUUUUCUCUCAAGCUGAGCUUUUUCAUUUCUGUGCAAACAUUCUGGAGCUUGUAAUACCAGUUCAUAAAAGUAGGAGGGCAUAUGGGCAGCUGGCUAAAUGUCACACCAUGCUUACUGAUAUCUAUGAAUCAAUUCUGGAGCAGGAAUCAAGCCCAAUUCCGUUCACUGAUGCCACAUACUAUAGGGUGGGAUUCUAUGGUGAAAGGUUUGGGAAACUAGAUAGGAAGGAAUAUGUAUACCGAGAGCCCCGUGAUGUACGGCUAGGUGACAUAAUGGAGAAACUUAGUCAUAUUUAUGAGUCUAGGAUGGACGACAAUCACACUUUGCAUAUUAUUCCAGAUUCUAGGCAAGUAAAGGCUGACGAGCUGCAGCCCGGAGUCUGCUACCUGCAGAUAACUGCUGUUGAUCCGGUCAUGGAAGAUGAAGAUUUAGGAAGCAGAAGGGAAAGGAUCUUUUCUCUUUCCACUGGAACUGUCCGGGCACGUGUCUUUGACCGCUUCUUGUUUGACACUCCAUUUACAAAAAAUGGUAAAACCCAAGGUGGAUUGGAAGACCAAUGGAAGAGGAGGACAGUUCUUCAGACUGAAGGCUCAUUCCCUGCUCUGGUGAACAGGCUUUUGGUAAUGAAAUCUGAAUCUCUUGAGUUCUCACCAGUCGAGAAUGCAAUUGGAAUGAUUGAAACUCGAACAGCUGCCUUACGAAACGAGCUUGAGGAGCCCCGCAGCUCUGAAGGCGAUCAGCUUCCACGUCUCCAAAGUUUGCAGAGAAUUCUCCAAGGCAGUGUUGCCGUUCAAGUAAACAGCGGCGUUUUGAGUGUCUGCACGGCCUUCCUGUCGGGUGAGCCUGCUACAAGGUUGCGUUCUCAAGAACUGCAGCAACUCAUUGCUGCCUUGCUUGAAUUCAUGGCUGUUUGCAAGCGCGCCAUUCGUGUACAUUUUAGAUUGAUUGGAGAGGAAGAUCAAGAUUUCCACACGCAGCUUGUGAACGGAUUUCAAUCGCUCACUGCAGAGUUAUCUCAUUACAUCCCAGCCAUUCUUGCAGAACUAUGACGUUGUUGUAACAUUAUCUGAUUCUACUACUCCGAUGGUAUGUUCAUAUAUCAUUAGUUGUAUUUUUUUUUUCCGGUGAAGCUGUGCAAUUAUUUCAUGUUUCGUAUAUAUAACCACUGUGUUCAGUGUAUUAUUUUUUCAACUCUCUAGUGCACUUGCUAAUCCAAGAGGUGCUUACUACCUGCAUGCUACUUUACAAA
This is a messenger RNA of Populus trichocarpa (black cottonwood), 5971 nucleotides long. RefSeq names its product guanine nucleotide exchange factor SPIKE 1. Gene Ontology annotation, molecular function: guanyl-nucleotide exchange factor activity. The transcript has 31 exons. The coding region runs from base 213 to 5771 and encodes 1852 amino acids. Gene Ontology annotation, biological process: small GTPase-mediated signal transduction; positive regulation of GTPase activity. The record is from RefSeq and is a predicted model, not a curated record. NCBI's taxonomy places the organism in Eukaryota, Viridiplantae, Streptophyta, Magnoliopsida, Malpighiales, Salicaceae.